AUGGACGCGCCUUCCGCAGCCAGGAGUGCUGAGUGGAACGAACCACGAGGAGGAGCGGGGGAGGCGCCGAGGGCAGUGGGUCAGCGCCCCGCGGGGCAGGUGGGCGGGCCCCACCGCCCCGAGCCGGCCCGCCAGCCAGUCAGCGGGCGCGGGGGGCGGGCCGGAGGGCGCGCGCGCCGCGCCCCGCAGCGCCCCCUGAGGGGCGGCGGCGGGAGCUGGUUCCGGCUGCGCCGGCUGGAGCGGCAGCGGCGGCCGGGUACGGCGCGAGGCGACGCCACAGAGCAGCGGCGGCAGCGGGGACAGCGGCGGCAGCCGGAGACGCAGCGGCGGCCGCAGCAGCAGCAGCAGCAAGACGGACUCGUGGACACGCGCCGCCGCCGCCGCCGCCGCCGGGCCGGGCCGGGUGUCGCGCGCCGAGGCUGGGGGGGAGCCGUCGCCGCCACCGCUACCGCCGCCGCCGCCGCCGCCGAGGUGACUGAGGAGAGAGGCGCCUCCUCGCUCCCGCCGCCGCCGGACUUCAAUGCCCAGUCCCCAGCUCGCCAGCGUUUUUCGUUGGAAUAUACGUUGCACAUUUAUGGCGAUUCUGAGCGUGAGGGCAGACUUCUGCCAGGCUCAGCACAGCGUUUCCGCUGACAAGUGAGCUUGGAGGUUCUAUGUGCCAUAAUUAACAUUGCCUUGAAGACUCUGGACACCGAGACUGGCCUCAGAAAUAGUUGGCUUUUUUUUUUUUUUUAUUGCAAGCAUAUAUCUUUUAAUGACUCCAGUAAAAUUAAGCAUCAAGUAAACAAAAGUGGAAAGCGACCUACUCUUUUAACUUGUCUCACUAGUGCCUAAAUGUAGUAAAGGCUGCUUAAGUUUCGUAUGUAGUUGGAUUGUUUUGGAGUCCGAAGGUAUCCAUCAGCAGACAUUGAGGCCCAAAUUGAAUUUGGAUUCAAGUGGAUUCUAAAUACUUCUGCUUAUCUUGAAGGGAGAAGCUUCUUAAAGAAUAAACAAGUUGAAUAGAGAAAACACUGAUCUAUAAUAGGCAUUUUAGUGGUCUUUUUAAUGUUUUCUGCUGUGAAACAUUUCAAGAUUUAUUGAUUUUUUUUUUUUUUCAUUUUCCCCAU
Messenger RNA from Mesoplodon densirostris (Blainville's beaked whale), 1106 nucleotides. RefSeq lists its product as uncharacterized. Bases 1 to 633 code for a protein of 210 amino acids. The record is from RefSeq and is a predicted model, not a curated record. NCBI's taxonomy places the organism in Eukaryota, Metazoa, Chordata, Mammalia, Artiodactyla, Ziphiidae. The transcript has 3 exons.